Scleropages formosus (Asian bonytongue) is the source of this 1833-nucleotide messenger RNA. Its product is annotated as desmin-like. Gene Ontology annotation, molecular function: structural constituent of cytoskeleton. Bases 72 to 1472 code for a protein of 466 amino acids. Gene Ontology annotation, cellular component: sarcolemma; cell-cell junction; cytoplasm. Gene Ontology annotation, biological process: skeletal muscle organ development; intermediate filament organization. The transcript has 9 exons. The record is from RefSeq and is a predicted model, not a curated record. NCBI's taxonomy places the organism in Eukaryota, Metazoa, Chordata, Actinopteri, Osteoglossiformes, Osteoglossidae.
AGGAGCCCUGGGUGACGGCCCAUAACUUUAAUUCUCACCCAGCUGAGCCCACUACCCCACAGAGUUCCACCAUGAGCAAGAGCUUCUCUUCGUCUGCCCAGACGGCCUCUUCAUACCGCCGCACCUUUGGCUCGGGGUUUGGGACUUUACCCACCAUGUCCCGCUCCACCAUCUCUGGCCGCGGGUCCUCGGGCUCCUCGCAUGUGGCCUCCCGUGUCUACGAGGUGACCAAGACCUCCACUCUUCCCAGCUACUCUGGCCUCCGUGGCUCAUCCUCCUCUUCUGCUGUGCGCUCCUAUGCCGGGUUGGGCGACUCACUCGACUUCAGCUUGGCGGAUGCCAUGAACCAGGACUUCCUGCACACUCGCACCAAUGAGAAGGCCGAACUGCAGCACCUCAAUGACCGUUUUGCCAGCUACAUCGAGAAGGUGCGCUUCCUGGAGCAGCAGAAUCAGGCGCUGGUGGUGGAGAUCGAGCGGCUGCGUGGACGUGAACCCACUCGCAUCUCCGAGAUGUACGAGGACGAGAUGCGGGAGCUGAGGCGACAGAUCGAGGCAUUGACCAAUCAGAGAUCCCGUGUGGAGGUGGAGAGGGACAACCUGGCCGACGACCUGCAGAAGCUCAAACUCAGGUUGCAGGAGGAAAUUCACCAGAAAGAGGAGGCAGAAAACAACCUGUCUGCCUUCAGAGCUGAUGUUGAUGCUGCCACACUGGCCAGGUUGGACCUGGAGAGGCGCAUUGAGACCCUACAGGAGGAGAUUGCUUUCCUCAAAAAGAUCCACGAGGAGGAGAUCCGUGAGCUGCAGGCCCAGAUGCAGGAGACUCAGGUCCAGGUCCAGAUGGACAUGUCCAAACCAGACCUGACAGCAGCUCUGCGGGAGAUCCGGGCCCAGUACGAGGGCAUCGCUGCCAAAAACAUCUCAGAGGCUGAGGAGUGGUACAAGUCCAAGGUGUCGGACCUGAACCAGGCGGUCAACAAGAACAACGAGGCUCUGCGGCAGGCCAGGCAGGAGACCAUGGAGUUCCGCCACCAGAUCCAGUCCUACACCUGCGAGAUCGACUCUCUCAAGGGAACUAACGAGUCCUUGAUGAGGCAGAUGAAGGAGAUGGAGGACCGCCUUGGGAUGGAGGCCAGCGGGUACCAGGACACCAUUGCCCGCCUGGAGGCCGAGAUCGCCAACAUGAAGGAUGAGAUGGCCAGGCACCUACGUGACUACCAGGACCUGCUCAAUGUCAAGAUGGCACUGGAUGUGGAGAUUGCCACCUACAGGAAGCUGCUGGAAGGAGAGGAGAGCAGGAUCACACUUCCUGUCCAGACCUACUCCACCCUGAGCAUCCGAGAGACCACUCCUGAGCAGCACUCGCGUGGAUCCGAGGUCCACUCCAAGAAGACUGUCUUGAUCAAGACCAUUGAAACUCGCGAUGGAGAGGUUGUCAGUGAAUCCACACAGCACCAGCAGGACAUCAUGUAAGACUCAGAUGUGCAAAACCAAGACAAAAAAGAAAUGCAGGAAAAUAAACAAUAAAAGGACACUGAUACGCCUAAGUGGCCUUGAAUUUUUUUUUAAUGGACGAACAUAGUGUUGGUAAUGCACACGAGGGAAAAGUUCACUGAUGGAUUCAGCACGUAAUGUAUCUGGGGAGGAGAAAUGAUGAGUGCCGAAGCACCGAAGAGCAACAAAGAUGAACGGUUUGAAAAAAAGUUGGUCUUAGAAAAGUCUGCCUUAAAAAAAUGCCCUCGAAUGUCACAGCUGGAACUCUGCAGGAAACAUGUGUUUGUCUCUCAGAAUUUGUAAGUCAAAUCUGCAAUAAACACAGAGUCAUUAGCAGAUG